AUGGUCAGCUGGCUUGCUGGACUGCACCCGCAUGGUUGGCUUCGAGGGAUCCUUGACAAUUAUGUGUGGAAAAGAAAGGCCGAUCUGGCAGGGAAGACGAACCCUGGGUCUCGUCAGCUCAGCGGCUGGGUGAGAACGAGAAAGGCCAUAUUAACAGCAAGAGCUGCCAUGUUGUGGACAUCGAUCUCUUGUCAAGCGUGGAGAACAAGAUCUUAUCCACACCGUCGGCUAUGGGGGAAGGAAGGUAGUACAAAACGAGAAGGUGGAAAGGAGACAAAGUUCAGCACCGGCAAGUCGGGAAGAAUCAACUCCAGCGGGAGCAAAGUUGAUGGUAUCGAAGGUCAGGCUCCCCCUCCCUCUGCCUCAAAGGGCCGCCAUGGCUUCCAUAGGACGGAGUAG
Messenger RNA from Trichophyton rubrum CBS 118892, 399 nucleotides. RefSeq lists its product as uncharacterized. NCBI's taxonomy places the organism in Eukaryota, Fungi, Ascomycota, Eurotiomycetes, Onygenales, Arthrodermataceae. The transcript has a single exon. Bases 1 to 399 code for a protein of 132 amino acids. The record is from RefSeq and is a predicted model, not a curated record.